AUGUUCACCCCUCGCAUCUCCGUCCUCGCCACUUUGGCCGUCGUUUUCAUCAGCCAGGUUGCUGCUGCGCCUAUGCCAAUGCCCUUGAAGUUUCGGAUGGGACAUGCCCUCGGACAGCGUGAGCUCGGUCCUCUCGAUACCAUUCCCGUGUACAUCAAGCGGUCUCCCGCUGACCUCAACACCAUUCCUGCGGAGGUCCCGACGAAAUCACCCUCAGGCGUGGUCGAAGCAUACAAGCGCGACGAUAUUCCUGAGGAGGUCCCGACGAAAUCACCCUCAGGCGUGAUCGAAGUAUACAAGCGCGACGACGUCAACACCAUCCCCGCUGAGGCCGCAACCAAGUCUCCCUCGGGCACUUUGGAGAUGUACAAGCGCGACGAUGUGAACGAUAUACCGGCCGAAGCUGCGACUAAAUCACCAUCUGGAACACUCGAGAUGUACAAGCGGGAGGACCUCAACGAGAUCCCCGCUGAGGCCGCGACCAAGUCCCCCACCGGCGUUAUCGAGAUGUACAAGCGGGCCGAUAUCAACGAGAUCCCCGCUGAAGCUGCAACCAAGUCACCGACAGGUGUGCUGGAAGCGUACAAGCGUGACGAUGUGAAUGUGAUUCCCGCUGAGGCCGCGACCAAGUCUCCAUCGGGUGUCCUUGAGAUGUAUUAG
This is a messenger RNA of Heterobasidion irregulare TC 32-1, 660 nucleotides long. RefSeq lists its product as uncharacterized. The transcript has 2 exons. Bases 1 to 660 code for a protein of 219 amino acids. The record is from RefSeq and is a predicted model, not a curated record. Lineage: Eukaryota; Fungi; Basidiomycota; Agaricomycetes; Russulales; Bondarzewiaceae.